ACCGGCUGUCUACAGACAGUACCUUGAAGAAAGUGAAGCCAUGUAAACAGGUUGUGACAAACCAGUUUCCUUGUCAUUGAAACCAUUUGGAUCUACCUUAUGUAAACAUCUCAGCUGCCAUAUAGAGAGCCCCACCCAAAGUUCAACAUCUAGUUUACAAUGAAAACCGUUACACCUCUGCUGCAUUUAACUGCAGUUUUUCUUCUCGUAUGUGGGAGUUCGAAUGCAGAUAAUGCUAAGACCUAAAAUUCUGAUCAGUCACCCGGCUACACCUCAGAAGGCACUAGACGUUUUAAAAGACAAGUUUGAACUGGUUGUAUCCCAGGGUGAUCCAAACCCAACAAGAGAGCAGUUGCUGAAAGAUAUCAAGGGAUGUGCUGGUGUGCUAUUGUUUGGUCACUCGAAAUUCGACAAGGAAAUGAUGGACGCUGCUGGAGAUUCACUGAAGGUAGUAGGCAGUGCCGCAGCAGGCUAUGAUCAUAUCGAUUUACCGCUGUUGAGAGAACGAGGUGUUCAAGUCAGCAACACUCCCGGACUGUUGGGACCAGCAGUUGCUGAACUCUCCAUAGCUCUCUUGUUGGAAGUCUCACGGAGAACGUUGGAAGGCUACAGAGCAAUUGUUGAAAACAAGUGGAUACCUGGACAUCCAACAUGGAUGACAGGACCUGGACUCUCUGGUAAAACCGUUGGAAUUAUAGGACUGGGAGCAAACGGUUUCAACAUAGCCAAGAGGAUCAAAGGUUUUGAUAUCGGUCGCCUGUUGUACAAUGAUCUAUCAGAGUUGAAAGAAAAAGCAAAACAAGUUGAUGGAGAGUUUGUGACAAAAGAUGUCCUCUUUAGAGAAAGUGAUUUUGUGUUUCUUGGAGUUCCUCUUACAAACCUUACUAAGAAUCUAGUCAACAAGGAGGUUUUCAAGACUAUGAAGAACUCCAGCAUCUUGAUCAACACUGCUCGUGGAGAGGUGGUCAAUCAAGAUGAUCUAGUGGAGGCACUGCAGAAGAACAUCAUCUAUGGUGCAGGUCUUGAUGUAAUGUAUCCAGAACCCUUGCCUUCAGACCACAUCCUCACCAAGUUACCCAACUGUGUAUUGACACCUCACAUUGGCAGUGCCACAAUAGAAAUCAGGGAGGCGAUGUUAGUGCUGGCAGCUCAGAAUAUUCUAAAUGUUCUCACAGGACAACCUCUACUUACCCCGAUACCUUGAGAGAGCAACAUUACUCUACUUGUCUUUGUUUGUCAAUAAACACUAUUUGUCAAUGAAA
Messenger RNA from Homalodisca vitripennis (glassy-winged sharpshooter), 1262 nucleotides. RefSeq names its product glyoxylate reductase/hydroxypyruvate reductase-like. The transcript is spliced from 9 exons. Gene Ontology annotation, molecular function: glyoxylate reductase (NADPH) activity; hydroxypyruvate reductase [NAD(P)H] activity; NAD binding. The record is from RefSeq and is a predicted model, not a curated record. Gene Ontology annotation, cellular component: cytosol. Lineage: Eukaryota; Metazoa; Arthropoda; Insecta; Hemiptera; Cicadellidae. Bases 224 to 1204 code for a protein of 326 amino acids.